GGAAAUAUCCUAAUUCCCUUUCCUCGACGUCGACGAGGGUUUCGUUUUUCUCUGCGGAAAAAUUCGAUUGGGAGUAGCCGAAUUCUUCCUUCUGAUUUGCAGGGUUUUUGUUGUUAGAAUUUAUACAGAAACAAUGGAGGCCGGCGAAGGUGAAGAGGUGAACAUUCAGGAACUCGCGGCGAAUCUUUCUACUUACAAGGACCAGCUUCAACAGGUCCGUGGCCUAUUGAACGAUGAUCCAAAGAAUUCUGAAUUUUUGGACAUGGAAAAGGAACUCACUGAGGUUAUUGCUCUGACAGAAGAACUUCUGGCAACAGCAAAACACAGUGAUGCAAUUUCUGAACUUGGUACUGGGACUGGUGGUGAACUAUCUGCUAGUCAACAUUCUCCGGAAAGCUCCUAUCAUAUGAAUUUGAAACCUACUGCUGAUUAUGGCCACAAAUUUACUGUUGGCACCAAAGUUCAAGCAGUUUGGAGUGAAGAUGGAGAGUGGUACAAUGGGACGGUCGAGUCACUCACUCCCAAUGGCUAUAUUGUUUGCUACGAUGAAUGGGGUAACAAGGAAGAGGUGGAUCAUGAUAAUGUUAGACCAAUCGAAGAAGACUCUGCUGAUCCUCUGGUAGAAGCUGAAAAGAUUGCUGUGGCCACAAAAGAAGCCCUUAAACGUAAGAUUGCCCAAGCUGCUGUUAAGGACUUUGAAUCCUGGACUGUGCCACAAAAACUUAAAAUUGAUCCCAAUGAUCCUGAAGAUGUGAAAGCUGCCAAACGGAAAAAGUUACAUGCUUACAAGUCGAAGAUGCGAAUGGAAGCAAAAGAAGUUGCCCAAAAUAAGAGGCAGAAUGAUUGGCAGCAAUUCCAGACUACCAAAGGGCGAGCCAAGAAGGUUGGUUUCUUCUCCGGGCGAAAGAGAGAAAGCAUAUUUAAAUCUCCGGAUGAUCCAUUUGGAAAGGUGGGGGUAACUGGAAGUGGAAAGGGUUUGACUGAGUUUCAGAAAAGAGAAAAGCACCUGCAUCUCAAAGGAGCUAAUAUUGAAUCUGCAGAUGAUUAAACCCUAAACAGUUCUCGAGUAUCUCUGUUAUGUAGAUUGGUUUCAAGUUUGUCCAAUCAAAAGUAUGUGGUGAGAAUUUAAGAAGUUUGUCUUUGGACAGUUAUUUUCAUUGAAAUGUUUAUGUCCACAACUGAACAAUAUUGGUAUUUAGUUCUAAUUCAACCACAUGCUUGCACUA
Molecule: messenger RNA, 1226 nt
Organism: Andrographis paniculata
Lineage: Eukaryota; Viridiplantae; Streptophyta; Magnoliopsida; Lamiales; Acanthaceae
Exons: 8
Coding region: 134-1048 (304 amino acids)
Biological process (GO): mRNA processing
Cellular component (GO): cytoplasm; nucleus
Molecular function (GO): RNA binding
Source: RefSeq, a predicted model, not a curated record